CACACACAGAACAUAGAACAUGUACACCAACAUCCAAGACCCCGCCAUCCGCGAGACCGGCCGAGAUCUUACGCCCGCUUCAAGCUUGCCGCCCAAGGGUACUUCACGAAUAACAUUGUAGCUAUAGCUAACACCGCCGAGGCCUUGGGAGAAAGCGGUGGAUAUUGGCAGGGACUACGCCGCUUACCAGCACGCUAUAACGAUUCAAAUCUGACGUCUUCCUCAUUCUCUUUUCCUCGUCCAUUCUUCUCCCUCGCAACCUCUCCAUUCCCACUAUCCAAGCCCAAUUACACCGUUCCGUCCAUCCCCGUCUUCCAAAAUGGCAUCAUACACCGGGCCCUCCUUCUCCCUGCAUGUCAAAAUAACCAUCGACCCCUCCAACUCUGACGCCUUCCUCGAAGCCCUCAAGCCAGCCUACGACGCCGUAUGCGCGGAGCCCGAAUGCAUUUUCUUCGAGGUCUACCACGACUCGAAGCAGCCCGGCGUGUUCAAAUUCGUCGAGAACUGGAAUGCGAGUGUGGAAUGGAUGAUGAAUGUGCAGCUGAAGAAGGACUACUACAAGCCGUAUAUGGAGAAGACGGAGCCGAUGUUUAUUAAGCCGAGGGAGCAUGAGUUGUGGGAACGCAUGCCGGGGAACACGUGGACGAGCGUGAGCAAGGAAAUGUUUUCUUGAAGGAGCUGCGCAUGCCUAGUUCUCAGGUCGCCGGAUGCGACGGAAGACUAGAUAAAAUAUCAAAGGCCUCGACUUGGGUAGAUAUAC
Messenger RNA from Trematosphaeria pertusa, 760 nucleotides. RefSeq lists its product as uncharacterized. The transcript has 3 exons. The record is from RefSeq and is a predicted model, not a curated record. Bases 320 to 673 code for a protein of 117 amino acids. Gene Ontology annotation, molecular function: catalytic activity. NCBI's taxonomy places the organism in Eukaryota, Fungi, Ascomycota, Dothideomycetes, Pleosporales, Trematosphaeriaceae.